AUGCCGCGGGCAGCGGAUGUGAUCAAAUUCGGGACCUUCGUGGUAACCAGCCAGGUCUUCCACCUCACCCCGCUGUCGUACGCUCUUGUCAAUCUGAAGCCGCUCCUGCCGGGCCAUGUCCUCGUCACGCCCCGCCGCAUCGUCCCCCGCUUCAACGACCUCUCGGCCGCUGAGGUCCAGGACCUGUUCAUGACGGUGCAGCGUGUCUCGCGGACCAUUGAGCGCUUGUUCGAGGCUUCGGCGCUCAACAUAGCGAUACAGGAUGGCAUAGACGCUGGACAGAGUGUGCCGCAUGUGCACGCCCACAUCAUUCCCCGGAAGAAGGAUGACCUGUCGAACCCGGACGCCAUCUACGCGAUGAUGGAGGGCGAAGAUGGAGACCUCGGGAGGCAAUUCCAGGAACGCGAUGCGCGCGCGCAGCUCAACAGCUUCGAGCAGAGGGGAAAGUUCCCGGCCGUCGACGCCGACGAGAAUCGGAAGCCGAGGACUGAGGAGGAGAUGAUGAAAGAGGCCGAUUGGCUGGCGAAGGAGAUGGCGAAAGAUGCCGAGAAGGAGAGGUAG
Messenger RNA from Trematosphaeria pertusa, 561 nucleotides. RefSeq names its product HIT-like protein. The transcript has 3 exons. Bases 1 to 561 code for a protein of 186 amino acids. The record is from RefSeq and is a predicted model, not a curated record. Gene Ontology annotation, molecular function: catalytic activity. NCBI's taxonomy places the organism in Eukaryota, Fungi, Ascomycota, Dothideomycetes, Pleosporales, Trematosphaeriaceae.